AUGGAUUGCUUGGAGGAAAUUUUCUUAAAUCCAAAUGCGCCGGAAGGUGUAAAUGACGAGUUUGUGUACGAAGAACCCGAUGACGAAUUUGAAUCCCCAGAUGUCCGUGAUGAAUUUGAUUACGAUCACGAUGUUUUUUAUACCAAGGAGGUGUUUGACACACACAUAGAUUUGGUAGACUGGGCUCAAAGAACGGCAAAGGAGCUUGGUUAUGUGUUAGUAACACGAAGAUCAAAUGUCACAAAAGGCGGAGAAGUUAAAAAGGUGGUCCUUAUUUGCAACCGUGGUGGAAAAAAAGAUAAGCGGUCAACCGGGGCACCCAAAGGGAGUACCAAAAUUGACUGUCCAUUCAAAUUGGUAGGCCGUCUGACAAAGGACCAUAGUUGGUGGGUUGAAGUUAUAGAUCACCGACAUAACCAUCCAUCAGCUCGUAAUUUGGAAGGUAUUGCGUACGCAAGACAACUAACCGAUGUUCAAAAAGAAUUUGUGGACGAAAAGGCGUUGCUAGGUUUUGGGCCAAAUAGCAUAAGGGACCAAUUGAAGGAUGCAUUUCCCGGCAUCUUGACCCGUUCACAAGACAUUUCUAACUACCUGCGGCAACACCGGCUAAAGCACGCCCAACAACGAGGGGAAACUCGAAUGCAGGUGAAAUAA
Molecule: messenger RNA, 654 nt
Organism: Erigeron canadensis
Lineage: Eukaryota; Viridiplantae; Streptophyta; Magnoliopsida; Asterales; Asteraceae
Exons: 2
Coding region: 1-654 (217 amino acids)
Source: RefSeq, a predicted model, not a curated record